UAAGCAUACCGAUAACAUUCAAUUUCUCAUCGUUUUCGUCGUUAUUUAAAAGCGAAGUUUUAUUUUUUCAGCACUUUUUGAAGAGUCAUUGAACGAAAAACGAUUGUAUAGCAAAUAAAGUGCAAAUUAAAGUAAAGAUGUCCUUAAGCUUCGAAACGGCACUUGAUUUGGUUGCCACACAACUGAACAUUCCUUCGAAGGAGCACAAGAUAUUUCUCAGUGAUACCGCAUCGCUGGCCAACUGGAUAAAUGGGGCUCUAAAGGACUAUAAGUCGAUAUUUUCGGAUAGUUUCAGCAAUCUGCCAGAAACUGCCACCUAUAUGUGCGGUAAUGUUAUAGACGUGCCCGCCAAGUUUAACUGUUAUUUGCUGCUGGACCUGAAAUUUCCAUUCUAUUCGGAAUUCAAAAACGAUGGUUGCAUCUAUCUGCACUGCAAGAACCAAUUGAGGGAAUCCAUAAUAUCCACCGUACAUCUGCAGAAUCGACUUCGCGACGAUCUCUACAAGCUGCUGGGAAACCUUCCCAUAGUUAAUUGCCAUGGACGCAGCUACCAGCUAUGCUACCACACCACCGUGUAUCCCAUCAGCGCCCACACUAUUAUCGCCACCCAACUGAAGAAUGCCAACAAUUCACGGAUCGUAUUUGAGUUUCUGGUUGCCAUAAAAUUGGAAAUCUCCGAAUAUCCGAGACCGUUAAGCGUGCCACUACCAGAGUCAUUGCCGGCUAAGCGAAUGAGCUACUGGUUGGCACUUCCCGUAACCCACUUCGAUGUUAACUUCAACUCGCUUAGCUACUUGGGAAGAAGUCAUGUCUGGCAGAUGGCCAACAACGAGCAGCGUGAACGCUGGCGUCUCGUCGUGCGUCUCUUUUACAUGCUGAGCAUUGGCAAUGGGACGCUGAGCACCAUUGGAAUUCAUGCUCUUAAGCACACUUGUAUUAAUCUCUGCGAGAGAUACGGCCUAGAUCAGGCAGAUCGACCACUAAGUCUGAAACUAAUGGACAUGAUGAAUACUCAUGGCUCUUUAAAGCUUACAGAAGUAUCUGUUGCCCAGAAUAGUGGACACAUUGUAAACUUUGAUGCUCAUCCCGCUCUUUCUGCGGACUGCGCCAAAACCGAUAUAUUGCUCUCAAAGAUGAGGGCUAGAAUGAACAAAAAAUCAGGAGUUGAUCUGGAUAAGUUUAAGCUUCUCUUUGGUCUUUUGAAACAAAAACUGAAGUUAAAAGACACCAAAUGAAGAAGUUAUGAAAUCAAUAUAUACAAUAUAUUUGAUUUAUGAAAUUUACAUUCGUGAAUGAUCCGUAUA
Molecule: messenger RNA, 1304 nt
Organism: Drosophila innubila
Lineage: Eukaryota; Metazoa; Arthropoda; Insecta; Diptera; Drosophilidae
Exons: 3
Coding region: 138-1235 (365 amino acids)
Source: RefSeq, a predicted model, not a curated record